AUGUCGAGCAGUACUAGCGCUACCGCUGAGCUCCAAAUCCAGGACUUGUGCUCGCCGGCCGGGCCUCAGUGGCCUGCUCCUCCUCAGGCAAUAUUAACGCUCGAUGAUCCUUCAGCCGCAGAACCAGCACGUCGUCGGUUGGCUCCAAAGACUCGUUUAAGUAUAUUUUCUUUCCUUCCAAACCUUUUCUCCUGUUGCCGCUCUAGGCAUCACAAACCACAACCAGCGGAUUCAGAAGCUGAGGCAGACAGCUCAAACAAGUCCAUAGAACAACUACCGGCCCUCGAACAAACCAACGAUAAUACUACCAUAAUCACUUUGGACAUCUCAGGUAUCUCAGAUAUCCCUGGCAUUAAUAAGGACGAUUAUCGUUGGGCUGUUGUAUAUGAAAAUCAAAGAGGCCUCACCGUACUCUCGUCCCCGUAUUAUUCACCCCUAUCACUGCUUCCUAUCGAUCCUCCACAAUUCACUACCCCGUCCGAUUCUUUGAAACAAUCCCGACAACCCAAUAUCUCUCUUUCCAAUUAUCCCCUGCCCGAUGGCACUUGGCGCUGGGUUUCCAGAACAUGGAUGAUUGACAUGCGCACAGACUCAGGAGAAGUUCAAUACGACGGUUUUGAGUACAACUGGUUUUUCCGGGAGAAACACUGGCACGCAGAGAUUGGCAAACUAAGCACUGGUGCCUGGGUACGGAGAAGACGAUGGGUAAGAUUGAUGAUGCGUCCGGCACAGCAUGCAAUAGCGCACUCGGAGGGAAGUCUAAGUCCUUCCACUAGCAAGAGCAGGCUGUCUGACCAGCCUUUGGAUACAAGCUUUGUUUCUCUCGCUUACCCUCAAUCAGAGAUCACGCUUGACAAGCUCGCUCGCUCGGUCAACCUGGAAUGGGAAGGAAGUGAACAAGACUGGGUGCGCUGUCAUCGACUGAUGCGAAGGCUCGGUCGGGAUGGUCGCAAACUUGAACUCUGGCGCAUGUGGCUUUCGCCAUACCUCUCUGAUGUUUCCGAUAACCAUCCGGGGGACAAAGGGAAGCUUCCUGAAUCUAAAUUUUCUCUACCGAUGAGGUUGGAAAAUGAUGGCUCGGACAUCCAAACUCCACCUCUAGAAUACUUGGGAGCACUUCUCCAGAGCCACGGAGAUGCAGUACUCCGGUUGUUUGUCUUCCCAGAUUCAAGAGCCCAGUUCAUCGAUCUUGUCAAACGUGCCGGUCUGGCUCAUGAAUUAGUGCGAAGUCUUGGAGACGGGUUCUCUUCCACCGAGGUUGACUUCUGGAGCUACUCGAAGGGCUUAGGCAAAGUAUUCGAUAAGGAUGAUUAA
Suillus fuscotomentosus is the source of this 1314-nucleotide messenger RNA. RefSeq lists its product as uncharacterized. The transcript is spliced from 3 exons. The record is from RefSeq and is a predicted model, not a curated record. Lineage: Eukaryota; Fungi; Basidiomycota; Agaricomycetes; Boletales; Suillaceae. Bases 1 to 1314 code for a protein of 437 amino acids.